This is a messenger RNA of Morone saxatilis (striped sea-bass), 4246 nucleotides long. RefSeq names its product FYVE, RhoGEF and PH domain containing 4a (gene fgd4a). Gene Ontology annotation, biological process: cytoskeleton organization; filopodium assembly. The record is from RefSeq and is a predicted model, not a curated record. Gene Ontology annotation, cellular component: cytoplasm. Lineage: Eukaryota; Metazoa; Chordata; Actinopteri; Moronidae. Gene Ontology annotation, molecular function: guanyl-nucleotide exchange factor activity; metal ion binding.
GAGGAGGAGGAGGAGGAGGAGGGGUUGGAGGAGGAAGAGGUGCUGUAAACCGGGAUAAAGUCAGGGAGAAAAACUCCAAAGUCUCAAACCUCAUCAGCCGCUUUGAGGAGAACAGCAACACAGAGAGCAAGAGAGACGGCUCGCCACUCAAACAGAUCAGCAAGUCGAACAACUGCAGCCCAGCUCACCGUGCCCUCCAGAAGCAGGCCGAGACCGACGGGAUUCAGGAGAACCACUCUCCCAUACCGGCCCCGCCGCAGAAUGCCCCCAAAGCGCCACCUAACGGGGUGGUAGCACAGAUGGAGCCGGACAAGGAGAAGGAGGACAAACCGGAGAGGAACAAUGAAAGUGUGAUGAUAGAGACUGCUGGGCUGGUAAAUGGAGAUAUGGGGGACGGAAGCACAGAACAGAGUGAUGAUCAAUCACCUGCACACACAGACAGGACUGAUACAGAAAGCCAUACUGAGAAUGAGGGCAAUGAAACUCAAACAGAAAGUGAGCACAGAAACCACGAAGGGAGCGCAGACCAUAAGGAGACAAAUGAACAGAAGCUGUUUAAGAUUGCAAGCGAGCUCUUGCAUACAGAGAAGGCCUAUGUGGCUCGACUUAACCUGCUGGACCAGGUCUUCUGUGCUAAGCUAAUGGAGGAAGCAAAUAAAGGGACAUUCCCUGUGGAUGUGGUGAAGAACAUCUUCUCCAACAUCUCCUCCAUCCAUGCCUUUCACAGCCAGUUUCUGCUUCCAGAUCUGGAGAAACGCAUGGGAGAAUGGGCGUCCACACCUCGUAUUGGAGACAUCCUGCAGAAACUCACACCCUUCCUCAAGAUGUAUGCAGAGUACGUGAAGAAUUUCGACAAAGCCAUGGAGCUGCUGAAACAGUGGACCGAUCGUUCUCCUCAAUUCAAGGCCAUCAUUCAGGAGAUACAGAGUCAAGAGGUGUGUGGCUUCCUGACGCUGCAGCAUCACAUGUUGGAGCCCGUGCAGAGAGUCCCUCGCUACGAGAUGCUGCUCAAAGACUAUCUGAAGAAGCUGCCUCAGGACGACUCUGACCGACGAGAUGCAGAAAAAUCAUUAGAAAUCAUCGCCACAGCUGCUACUCACUCCAAUAGCGCCAUACGAAAAUCUGAUAAUCUGAAGAAGCUGAUGGAGAUAUACGAGAUGUUGGGCGAGGAGGAGGACAUUGUCAACCCCUCUAAUGAGUUCAUCAAAGAGGGCCACAUCUUGAAGCUGGCGGCCAGGAACACCUCGGCCAUGGAGCGAUACCUCUUCCUGUUCAACAACAUGCUGUUGUACUGCGUGCCCAAAUUCAGCCUGGGAGGGGCGAAGUACACAGUAAGGACGCGGAUUGGCAUCGACGGCAUGAAGGUCCUGGAAACGACCAACGAGGAUUACCCUCAUACCUUCCAGGUGUCUGGGAAGGAGAGGACAUUGGAGCUACAGGCCAGCUCAGAGCAGGACAAGGCAGACUGGAUUAAGGCUUUCCGGGCAACCAUUGAGAUCUUCCAGCAAAAAAAUGAGUCAUUCAAGAACGCGUUGAGAGAUGUGGAGGAAGUGUCAAACGCAGAGCUGGGGAAGCGUGCCCCUCGCUGGAUCCGCGACAAUGAAGUGACAAUGUGCAUGAAGUGUAAAGAGCCGUUCAACGCUCUGACACGGCGGAGACACCACUGCAGAGCCUGCGGCUACGUGGUGUGCUGGAAGUGUUCAGACAAUAAGGUGCAGCUCGAAUAUGACAGUAACAAGAUGAACAAAGUCUGCAAAGACUGCUACUCCAUCCUGACCGGAGAAGCAUUAGCCGAGGGCAAGAAGAAGGGCAUCCUGGAGAUCGAGGCAGCUCAGUUCACAGGCAGCAGCAUCAUGUGUGGCUUCCUGCAGUACUGUGAGAAGAACAAACCUUGGCAGAAGGUGUGGUGCGUCAUCCCGCAGAAGGAGUGUCUGGUGCUCUAUCUCUACGGAGCUCCGCAGGACGUGAAGGCCCAGUGUACUAUCCCGCUCCUGGGCUAUAAUGUGGAUGACAGCGCCCGGCCCACAGACCUUCCGGCCAGCUUCCGCCUCUCUCAGUCCAAGUCCAUCCACAGCUUUGCAGCCGAGAACGAGGAGCUCAAGCAGCGCUGGCUGAAGGUGAUUCGAGUGGCAGUGACGGGGGAGGUGCCGGAAUGCCCUCAGACCAACGGCAGCAGUGCCAACAUGAUGGACAACAACGCACAAGAAGCGGGUACUGAUAGCACAUAAGUGUGCAAGCAAACUACCGUUGGAUUGAUCAAGGAAGACAAUACGUGCAGGUUGUGAUGCACACAUAUAAUACAAAUGCACACUCUCCAUGCUGUCCUUAAAUCUGAAUCUUAAAGACAAAGUGGAAAAAAAAUCAGUGCUGGAUAAGCUGCCUUCUCUUGCCACUCUCCUUUUUCCCACUUUCUUCAUGGAUUUUCUCAUAAACCUGCAAAAAGUAUUUCUUAUUCACUGCUAGAGCUGUGCUGGAUUACUAAAGGACACGUCUGGUACAAUCAACACUAGAGCAACGGGGCCUCAGGAUUGAUCGACUUCCCUCAAACAGGCACUAUUAAAGACAGCUCAAACAAAGAUGUCAACUCCUCUUGAGCCAGUGGACAACCACAGACUUACACAGCGCCCUGUACAGGAUGUGAAUCAAAGCAAAAGGAUGGUCCAAACUAAGUCUGCUGGUGCUGUAAUUCAACUCUGUGUACCUGUGUAGUAUAAAUGUUUUGUUUUUUUCUUUUCAAAAAGGAACAAUUAUGUUUUUCGUGUACAGAAAUCAGUUCGAGAAAUUGGUUUUGAUAACAUAGAUACGACAUCUGUAUGAUAAAAAAUAUUUACAGUAUUCCCGCUUUUCUUUGCUUGAGAAGAUGGUUUCAAAAGUGGGAAAAUGAUGAUGUGUUUGGAUAAUAAUGGUCUCAUCUCUGUCUCUUAUCGCUCAAUGAAAAUUCAUCAGCAGUCUAAUCAAACUCUGGAUGCACGUGGGCUGAUCUGCUUUGCUGUAGUGUGUUUUCUAUGAUAUGGAUAAACUCUUCUGCCAGUGUGUCACAAUGGCAAUACAUACUGUGAGUUAAGAAACCAUUUAUAGAUCAAAUAACCAAAUGUGAAUGUUUUUGGCUCACCCAGUGUAAGAAACGAAUCAGGGUGCUUCAUCAUAUUGAUGCAAACAUCUUGUGAAUGCAUUACUACAAUAAAUCAUUGCUCAUUGAUUUUCAGCAUUGCCUACAAUGACAGCCAGAGCUAUUUCAGAAGGUUUUGGAGAAUUGCAAGAGACAGACCUUUUUAAAACAGUCAAAAAUGGAGCAGCAGAGGCCGAGAUAUCCACAAGUGUAAGCCAUGCUUUAAAAACACUGAAUCCUACAAAUCCCAUUUUGUAACACAAUAGUGACUUAGACCUUCCCUGCCCGUUAAACCCCCAGGAUUUCUGUCGUGUAUUUGAAGUCUCAAACCAAGCUCUCAUGACAUCACUAUGACGUGAUCAGGGUUAUUUUCCCCGAUUUUAGAAAGCUCCCUGCAGAGUCUCCGAUGACAUUACAUUACACAACUGUUGUGUGCCCCUUUUAAAGGUAUAGCUACCUUGGUAGAAACAAUAUGAAUUCACAAAUCUCUAUAAUCUCACAAUAUGUAUUGUCAUACAUCACACGUUUGCAUUAAAAACAGGAUGAAUGAUAAGUGGAUCUUAGAGAUAAGCGGGGAUCAUUGUCUUCGUGUGGCAGAGUUUUCUAUUUAGAUGCAAAUGCAGCACAAUCAGAUAUAACAAAGCUGGGGCGAGAUAUGUAAAUGUGUUUUUAAUGCUGUAAUUAAUUUUAUUAUUUAAAGUAAUUUAUAGAGUAUGAUAAGCAUGAUCUGUUAAAGUAGCACACAGUCGUUCCCUCACGACUUCGACUUCAGGAGUGCAGUAGGUAGACUUUUUCCCCCGGGAGCAGAUGUUUUUCCACUAACUCGUCGGACGCGUCGCCUUGAUUCUUCAGUGUGACAGCGACCGGUCACAGUGCUGGACGGACUGUGUUCCAAGUCCCUUUCCCCCCCUCUCCGUGCUCAAUGCUGGUGCUCACCUGAGUCUCACCCCCUCCCUGAACUCCUCAGUAUUCAAAUAAAAAACAAGAGCACAAAAGUUCCCUGUCUGUAAGAUCUGAAUGUAUAUCCAGAUUUUUUUAUGUGUCCUCUCAUCCCUUCCCCCAAAGGUUUGAGAAUCUACGCACUUUACAAUCUUAUAAAGUGUACCUUCUAAGAAAAUAAAAACAGAUUCAAUACGA